AUGGUCUUGGCCCGACUCGUGCGACGCUCGGCAAUCGCCGUGGUACCGCUCUUCCACGCGACGCGCCGCCCGGCGCUGAUACCUGCGCGCGCCUUCUCGUCCAAGCUCCACGUGCCCGUGACGUCGACGCCCGGCCGGGCGCACUUUGCCGACACCGAGUCCAACAUUGCUGGCAUGCAGCAAAAGGUCCGCGAGUUCUACACCCAAGGCGACUUUGAGGCGGCGCUGGACAUGGCGCUCCUCUGCCGGGAUACGGUCAAGGACCACUUUGGCACCGACCACCCGGUGUACGCGAGCACGCUCAACAACAUUGCGCUCAUGCAGAAGAACCUGAGCCAGCUCACGGACGCGAUCGCGACGUACGAAGAGGCCCUCCGCGUCUACAAGGAGUGCGUCGGCGAAGGCCAUGCGUCGUUCGCGACGACCUUGCACAACCUCGGCGGCGUCUACCGCCUCCAGUCGCAUGUGCUUUCGGGCAUGCAAAAGGUCGAGGCCCUCGACAACGCGCUCGACUGCUUCCAAGAAUCGCUGCGUAUUCGCAAGGAAAACCUCGCGAACGACCACCCGGACAUUGCGAUUGGCAUGUCCAACGUGGGCAUGCUGCUGUGGCACACGCACAAGAAGGAGAAGGGCGAAGAGAUGGUCGUCGAGGCCAUGGAGCGGCUACAAGCCAAGCUCGGGCGCGACUCGACGCUGACGGCGCUUGCAAUGAACAACGUUGGCAUCGUCUACAAGGAGCUCGGGAAGCUCGACGAGGCCAUUGCACUCUUCCAAGCCACGACCGAGAUCCGCGAGGCCAAGCUGGGCUUGGAGCACAUGGAAACGAUCACGGCCAUGCACAACUGGGCCGAGGCGCUCCGGGCUGCGGGUCGCGACGACGAAGCGGCGGUGCUCCAGACGCAGAUCCUUGCGGUCGUCGGCCCCAUGGACGAGGACGAGGACAGCAGUCAGCCAAAGUAA
This is a messenger RNA of Saprolegnia diclina VS20, 960 nucleotides long. RefSeq lists its product as hypothetical. Gene Ontology annotation, molecular function: protein binding. The record is from RefSeq and is a predicted model, not a curated record. NCBI's taxonomy places the organism in Eukaryota, Oomycota, Saprolegniomycetes, Saprolegniales, Saprolegniaceae. Bases 1 to 960 code for a protein of 319 amino acids. The transcript has 3 exons.